AUGAAGUCCCAGUUGUUGUCUCUACUGCUGCUGUGUGUGCUGUGUGUAAGGGAGGUUCGAUUGGAGGACGCUGCGACUGUGAGAGCUGUGCGGCUCUGUGGACGGGAGUUCCUGAGGGCCGUGGUGUACACCUGUGGAGGGUCAAGGUGGAGAAGGCUUCCAGUAGAGGACAUAAAUGGAAUGGUGGACCAGAAUGGUCUGAAACCAUGGAGGGCUGAGCCUGUGAUGGACCAGAGACGACGAGACUUGAACGAAGCCCUGACCACCGUGUGCUGUCAACUGGGCUGUCGGAAGAGCGACCUUACAAUCAUGUGCUAG
Messenger RNA from Oncorhynchus masou masou (cherry salmon), 318 nucleotides. RefSeq names its product relaxin-3-like. The transcript is spliced from 2 exons. Bases 1 to 318 code for a protein of 105 amino acids. Gene Ontology annotation, cellular component: extracellular region. Lineage: Eukaryota; Metazoa; Chordata; Actinopteri; Salmoniformes; Salmonidae. The record is from RefSeq and is a predicted model, not a curated record. Gene Ontology annotation, molecular function: hormone activity; G protein-coupled receptor binding.